CAGUUUAAAUUAGUACAGAUCGUGCGUUGAACAAAAUGAAAUUUGGGUGUCUAACAAUUUCUCUGCCGACUUUGGUCCUGGCUUUUAUAUCUAAUGCAAACGCUGCUGGUUUUCCGUCCAAUAAACAUCUAAACCAAACUCUUGAAUACUGUUUUCCGGUUAUCAAGCCCGUCCUCGAGCACUUCAUAGAGCUGACAGCAGCCGUCGAUACCAACGAAGAACUGAACAAAAAAGUGAGUUCCAUGUCCGACGCCAUUAAGGACUUGGAGAGCAAGCUGGCAAUUGCUGAGGUGCAACUGAAGUCCAAGGACGAGGCAAUAAACGCGAAAAACGAGCUGAUCAAAUUAAAAGAUGAGCUACAGUCUCAGUUAGCGACUGCGAAUUGUCAGCUGAAAUUAAGUGAAAAAGACUCUGAAAUACUUCGCAAAAGUGAAGAGUCCUUGUACAAGGACAACCUACUAAAGGUAAAGGAUAAACAAAUCGCGGACUCGGAAGCCAAUAUUAAUAGCUUGAAAACCCAGUGGUUGAGUGCAGAAGAAAGAGUUAAAACCGAAGGAGAUAUGUUAAAACUUAAGCACAAGGAAUUGGAGGAAAUUAUUAAUCUAAAAGAUAAUGAAAUCAGCCAGCUAUUAGCGAAGUCGAAGAACCAAAGUGAGGAAAUCGAUAUCCUAAGCAAUCAACGGAAAUCUGAUUUGGAAAUAAUAGCUGAAAAAGAAAAGCAACUUACGAGUAUAUUGUGCACUGCAAUUAAAAGUUGCCUGCCAGGCCGCGCAAAUGGCAUUUAUAAUAUAAAGUUACCCGAAAUGGAUUAUUUCGAAGCUCCCUGCAAUGAAAGUGGCUGGAUGACCAUCCAAAGGCGCCAGGAUGGCUCGGAAAACUUUGCUCGGAAUUUUGAGGAGUACAGGAAUGGAUUUGGCCGUCCAAGUGGAGAGUUUUUCUUGGGCCUAGAGAAACUACAUCAGUUGACUAAGGAUGCACAGCACGAGCUCCUUAUCAAGCUGGCCAAGGCCGACAACUCCACGAGCUUCGCUCACUACGAGAACUUUAAAGUCGACAGUCGGGCAAACAGUUACAAGCUGGUGUCAGUGGGUAACUUUUCCGGCACUGCUGGAGACGCCUUCGCUGACAUGGUGGGGUCAGAGUUCAGCUCCAUUGAUCGGCCCAAACCAGAUACCUGUACUACCACCAACACAGGGGGCUGGUGGUACAGCAAUUGCCGAUACAGAAGCGCGCUCAAUGGAAAAUACCAUGCGAAUGGGACCUGUCCAGAAUUUUCGGGAAUUCGUUGGAAAACGUGGGAAGAUGACAACACGGCCUCUCUGACCUUUACUGAAAUGAUGAUAAGGCCCAAAAAAACCCGGGCAACGACUUCUUUCGCUUGUGUUUAAAAUACAAGACAAUUAUUCACUUGUAAUUUUCAUUAUCUCUUGUCUGUGAAGUAAAGCAAAUACCUACUUAAUAA
Drosophila biarmipes is the source of this 1462-nucleotide messenger RNA. Its product is annotated as fibrinogen-like protein 1. The record is from RefSeq and is a predicted model, not a curated record. Bases 36 to 1388 code for a protein of 450 amino acids. The transcript is spliced from 2 exons. NCBI's taxonomy places the organism in Eukaryota, Metazoa, Arthropoda, Insecta, Diptera, Drosophilidae.